This is a messenger RNA of Euleptes europaea (tarantolino), 2364 nucleotides long. RefSeq names its product vomeronasal type-2 receptor 26-like. Gene Ontology annotation, biological process: G protein-coupled receptor signaling pathway. The record is from RefSeq and is a predicted model, not a curated record. Gene Ontology annotation, molecular function: G protein-coupled receptor activity. NCBI's taxonomy places the organism in Eukaryota, Metazoa, Chordata, Lepidosauria, Squamata, Sphaerodactylidae. The coding region runs from base 1 to 2364 and encodes 787 amino acids. Gene Ontology annotation, cellular component: membrane. The transcript is spliced from 7 exons.
AUGUGGCUGCUGAUACAAAUGCUGCUUCUGCUUGUGGUGUAUGAAGUACAUAGUACGAAGUGCACGGGGGACAAUUCUCCUCAGAUUCCACAUCAGUGGCAUCAGCCAGGUGAACUCCUAAUUGGUGGAAUUUGUUUGGCAGUGUGGCUGCUGAUAAAGAUGCUGCUUCUGCACGUGGUGUAUGAAGUACAUAGUACGAAGUGCACAGGGAACAUUUCUCCUCAGAUUCCACAUCAGUGGUAUCAGCCAGGUGAAAUCCUAAUUGGUGGAAUUGUUACUCAUUUUGGUUGUUCUUCCCAAGAAGUUCCUUUUCAACGGCACCCCUACCAUGAUGAUACAUGUUAUCCAACCCUGACAACAAAGUACUACCAGCAUAUCGUUGCCUUGGUGUUUGCCAUCCAUGAGAUCAACAAGAACCCCAACAUCUUGCCCAAUGUCACUCUUGGGUUCCACAUCCAUGACUCCACUACAGACCAAAAAUGGACAUUCAGGACUACCUUGGAUCUGCUUUUCACAUCACUUGAACUCGUCCCCAACUACAAAUGUGGCACCCAGAAAAAAGUGAUGGGCGUCAUUGGGGGACUUAGUUUUGAAAUCUCAUCAAACAUGGCAACUCUCUUAAGUCGUUACAAGAUCCCACAGUUUUCAUUUGGCUCAUUUGAAUCAGAAGUGGAUAACCCAACCAGUCUCCCUACCUUUUACCGCACGGUCCCCCAGGAAGCCCUUCAGUAUGAGGGAAUUGUCCAACUACUUCUAUAUUUUGGUUGGAAAUGGGUUGGGCUCAUCACUCUGAAGGAUGAAGGGGGAGACCGUUUCUUGCAAGCAUUGGAACCGAUGCUUUCCAGGAAUGGAAUCUGUGUGGCCUUCACAGAAAAAGCUACAGGACAGAUCCAUUGGGAUGACAUACAUUUUAUGUUGAAAUAUCUUGACAGAAGAAAUACAGAUUUCCUGGAUAGCAAAGCCAAUGCAAUUGUUGUACAUGGGGAAACUACAGCAUUUCUCUGGCUGGUGACCAUUAUCUUUAUUCCCACAUUUUUAGUGAAUUUUACAGAUUUGGAUUAUGUGGAGAGAAUCUCUACAGGAAAACUCCACGCCCGUCUUCAGAGAAUUGCUUUCAACAACAGUGCUGGAGAUGAAGUAACCUUUAACGAACAUGGAGAAUUGAAAGGUGGAUUUGAUAUUAUCAACUUGGUCACUUUUCCAAAUAAGUCCUAUGUCAGAGUCAAGAUCGGGAGGUUGGAUCCUCAGGUUCCGCUCAAUAAAAGAGUUAUCUUCAAUGAAGACAGAAUUAAGUGGAACAGACACCUCACACAGCUACCUCCCUUAUCUUUGUGUACUAACUACUGCAAGCCUGGUUACAGCAAGAAAAAGAAGGAAGGGGAGCCAUUCUGCUGCUACGAUUGUGAUCCAUGUCCAGAGGGGAAAAUUUCAGAGAAAGAGGACAUGGAUUCUUGCAUGCCUUGCUCUGAAGGUCAUUAUCCAAACCUGGCACAAGAUCAAUGCAUUCCCAAGAUUCCAAAUUUCCUUUCCUUUUCUGAACCCUUGAGCAUAAUUUUAGCCUUUUUGGCUCUCUCCUUUUCUCUGAUCACAGCCCUGGUGCUCGCAAUCUUUAUCAAGUACAAGGACACCCCCAUCGUUAAAGCCAACAACCGGAGCCUCACCUACUGUCUACUCAUCUCUCUCCUCCUAUGCUUCCUCUGCUCCUUGCUCUUUCUCGGACAGCCUAACAAGGUGACCUGCCUCCUCCGACAAACGACAUUUGGCAUCGUCUUCUCAGUUGCUGUUUCUUCUGUCUUGGCAAAAACUUUCACAGUCAUUCUGGCAUUUAUGGCCUCUAGGCCAGGAAACAUUUUUCGAAAGUGGGUGGGGAAACAAUUGGCAUAUUACAUUGUUAUCUCUUGCUUCUUUGUUCAAGUUGGCAUAUGUGCUGUUUGGUUGGCAUCUUCUCCUCCCUUCCCAGAUGUGGACAUGCAUUCACUCAGUAGAGAAAUCAUAGUACAAUGCAAUGAAGGGUCAGCCACCAUGUUUUACUGUGUCUUGGGCUACAUGGCCUUACUGGCCUUAGUCUGCUUCACUGUGGCUUUCCUCGCCAGAAAGUUGCCCGACAGUUUCAACGAAGCCAAGUUCAUCACCUUCAGCAUGUUGGUCUUCUGCAGUGUUUGGCUGUCUUUUGUCCCCACCUACCUGAGCACUCAAGGAAAAGACAUGGUGGCCAUGGAGAUCUUCUCCAUCUUCACUUCUAGUGCUGGCUUACUAGGCUGCAUCUUUUCCCCCAAAUGCUAUGUCAUUAUCCUGAGGCCUGAGUUGAACAGAAAAGAACAGCUGAUCAGGAAAAAAGCAUUAAACCAGGAUGGUCAAACAUAA